This is a messenger RNA of Plasmodium gonderi, 564 nucleotides long. Its product is annotated as protein kinase c inhibitor-like protein. The transcript is spliced from 6 exons. Gene Ontology annotation, cellular component: cytoplasm. NCBI's taxonomy places the organism in Eukaryota, Apicomplexa, Aconoidasida, Haemosporida, Plasmodiidae. Bases 1 to 564 code for a protein of 187 amino acids. The record is from RefSeq and is a predicted model, not a curated record. Gene Ontology annotation, molecular function: hydrolase activity.
AUGAAAAAUAAAAAUGAAAGAACUGCCCACUCCCACUUAUUCCUAUUUUUGAUGUCAUCAACCGGAGCAAUUAUCGGGAAGAAUAUAAGGAAUUUUGCAUUUAAUUGUUUUACAAAAUUUGCUUACAGCAACAAGUACUUAACAAGAGCAAUAAACAGACACUUUUCCAAAAUGUCGGAUGAAGAAGAAAAAGCCCUUGCUGCUGCAGGAAAAGAUGAGAAUGGUGAUUCGAUUUUUGGAAAAAUUGCAAGGAAGGAAGUCAAAGUAGACCUUGUGUACGAAGACGAUAAGGUUCUUGCCUUUAACGACAUUAACCCACAAGCCCCAGUUCACAUCCUUGUGAUUCCAAAAAUGAGAGAUGGAUUAACUAGACUGAGCAAAGCAGAGGAGAGACACAAAGAUAUUCUAGGUCAUAUGAUGUGGGCGGUUUCUGAAAUUGUGAGGAAAAAUGAAUUGGGUGACUUUCGUCUGGUAGUGAACAAUGGACCCGAGGCUUGCCAAUCUGUCUAUUAUCUCCAUUUGCAUAUCUUAGCGAAGAGACAAAUGAAAUGGCCCCCAGGAUGA